Messenger RNA from Camelus dromedarius (Arabian camel), 318 nucleotides. It is a transcript of the gene PROK1, whose product is annotated as prokineticin 1. NCBI's taxonomy places the organism in Eukaryota, Metazoa, Chordata, Mammalia, Artiodactyla, Camelidae. Gene Ontology annotation, biological process: endothelial cell proliferation. The transcript is spliced from 3 exons. The coding region runs from base 1 to 318 and encodes 105 amino acids. The record is from RefSeq and is a predicted model, not a curated record.
AUGAGAGGUGCCACGCAAGUCUCAGUCAUGCUCCUCCUUGUCACUGUGUCCGACGGUGCUGUGAUCACCGGGGCCUGCGAGCGGGACGUGCAGUGCGGGGCCAGCACCUGCUGUGCAGUCAGCCUGUGGCUGCGUGGACUGCGGGUGUGCACCCCACUAGGACGGGAAGGAGACGAGUGCCACCCCGGCAGCCACAAGGUCCCCUUCUUCGGAAAACGCCGGCACAACACCUGCCCCUGCCUGCCCAACCUGCUGUGCUCCCGGUGCCUGGACGGCAGGUACCGCUGCUCCGUGGACUUGAAGAGCAUCAACUUUUAG